CCUAUGGGUUCCCUAUGGGUCUCUACGGGUCCCUGUGGGGUCUCUAUGGGGUCUCUAUGGGUCUCUAUGGGUCUCUAUGGGUCCCUGUGGGGUCUCUAUGGGGUCUCUAUGGGUCUCUAUGGGGUCUCUAUGGGUCCCUAUGGGGUCUCUAUGGGUCUCUAUGGGUCCCUAUGGGUCUCUAUGGGUCUCUACGGGUCCCUGUGGGGUCUCUAUGGGGUCUCUAUGGGUCUCUAUGGGUCUCUAUGGGUCUCUAUGGGUCCCCAUGGGGUCUCUAUGGGUCUCUAUGGGUCCCUAUGGGUCUCUAUGGGUCUCUAUGGGUCCCUAUGGGUCUCUAUGGGUCUCUAUGGGUCCCUAUGGGGUCUCUAUGGGUCUCUAUGGGUCUCUAUGGGUCUCUAUGGGUCCCUAUGGGGUCUCUAUGGGUCUCUAUGGGUCUCUAUGGGUCCCUAUGGGGCGCUAUGGGGCAGGGUUGGGUCCAUGUGGCCCCGCCCCCCCCCGCAGCUCCCCCCUCCCCCCCCCGGCCCGGGCCCCUCCCCCCGCCGAGGAGCGCGAUGACGAUUACACCAACGACACCUACGUCACCGGCUACGUUGACGUCAUCCCGGACGAGGAGAGCGACCGCGCGGCGCCCCCUGGUGGCGACUACGAGAAUGUCCCGGAUGGAGCCCAGAGCCCCUUUGGCGGCAGCCUCGAGUACAUCAACCUCCCCGCGGGCGGUGCGAGCGAGAGCGAGGACAACGGAGGCGACUACGAGAACUUCUAGGUCACGUGACCCCCAUGGCCCCUCCCCCCUCC
Molecule: messenger RNA, 792 nt
Organism: Pezoporus occidentalis (night parrot)
Lineage: Eukaryota; Metazoa; Chordata; Aves; Psittaciformes; Psittacidae
Gene: LAT
Product: linker for activation of T cells
Exons: 5
Coding region: 77-760 (227 amino acids)
Source: RefSeq, a predicted model, not a curated record